Poecilia latipinna (sailfin molly) is the source of this 1308-nucleotide messenger RNA. Its product is annotated as calumenin-A-like. The record is from RefSeq and is a predicted model, not a curated record. Gene Ontology annotation, cellular component: endoplasmic reticulum. Lineage: Eukaryota; Metazoa; Chordata; Actinopteri; Cyprinodontiformes; Poeciliidae. The transcript has 7 exons. The coding region runs from base 173 to 1162 and encodes 329 amino acids. Gene Ontology annotation, molecular function: calcium ion binding.
GAGGAGAGCCGGACGGCAGAAGCAGCGUCAGGUGAGUCUGCGGAGCCUCACCUAGGCUCACUUCCUGUUUGACCGUAAAAGGUCAGGAUGAGGUCAGCCUGAUCAAGAGCAGAGCUGGAGACCGGCUAGAAAACUACUGCUAGAUGCUGGAAGAGGCUCCUGGAGGAGAUCUAUGCUGAUCACAUCUAUGCUGAUCAUAUCUAUGGUGUCUGGCAGGAUGAUCUGCUCAGUGUUGAUCUGCUGGCUCCUCCUGGUUGCCAGGGGCGAUGGGAAGCCCACAGAGCAGCGGACCAGGGUCCAUCAGGAGGAGCCACUCAGCACCCUGCGACACGACGACAAGCAGAACUUUGACUACGACCACGAGGCGUUCCUCGGGCAAGACGAGGCCAAGGCCUUCGACCGCCUGUCGCCUGAUGAGAGCAAACGUAGACUCAGCAUCAUCGUGGAUCGGAUUGACAGCAACAAGGAUGACUUUGUCUCGGAAGACGAGCUGAGGCUCUGGAUCGAGGCCGUCCAGAGCCGGCACAUGUUUGAGGAUGUUGAACACCAGUGGAGCGAAUUCGACCUGAACCAGGAUGGCCUGAUCAGCUGGGACGAAUACAGGAACGUCACGUAUGGCAGCUACCUGGACGGCCCUCUGACAGAGACGGAGUACAACUACACCCACAUGAUGGCAAGGGAUGAGAGGCGCUUUAAGGUGGCCAACAGGGACAGAGACAUGAGCGCAGACCGGCAGGAGUUCAUGGCCUUCCUCCACCCAGAGAACCAUGAGUACAUGAAGCAGGUGGUGGUGCAGGAAACCAUGGAGGACAUAGACAAGAACGGAGACGGCUUCAUCGACCUCAAGGAGUACAUCGGUGACAUGUUCACCGCAGAGAACGGAUUGGAGGAACCGGAGUGGGUCGCCUCAGAGCGUCAGCAGUUCUCAGAGUUCAGAGACAAGAACCAGGACGGGAAGAUGGACCGAGAGGAAACUCUGGACUGGAUCCUCCCGGCAGACUACGACCAUGCUGUCGCCGAGGCCAAGCACCUGUUGCAUGAGUCUGACUCCAACAAGGACGGGAGACUUACCAAGGAGGAAAUCCUCAACAAGUUUGACCUGUUUGUGGGAAGCCAGGUGACGAACUAUGGCGAGGCGUUGCUGCGACACGAUGAGUUCUAGAAACGUCCCAAGUCCAUUGCUAAUUUAUUACUGACCUGUAGAGGAGAGAAGUUCUGCUCUGGGUUUUGAUCUUGGUUCUGAUCCGGUCUGCCUGGUAGAUAUUUGUCUGAGGAAGACCUGCAGGAUUAUUCCACUCUAAGUCUGGU